Messenger RNA from Adineta ricciae, 2007 nucleotides. The record is from the annotation of a GenBank genome assembly. Lineage: Eukaryota; Metazoa; Rotifera; Eurotatoria; Adinetida; Adinetidae.
AUGGUAUUCCAUCGUUUAACAUUUCUCUCUGCAUGUAUUCAACGUUCGUCGAAUCUAUUCAUUCGUUCUCAUCAAUGUCAAAUAUAUAAAUUUACACCUCGCCGCCAAUUUUCGUUAACAUUUCGUAAUCAACGCGGCGAUCGUCCACCGCCAUCAGCUAAAAAUGCCGAAAAACGACCUAAAGUUAAACUGUCAUUCAAUGAACUUGGAAGGCUGUUCCAACUAGCCCAACAUGAAAAAGGUCGAAUUGGCUGUGCUAUUGCUCUUCUUUUUCUUUCCAGUGGUGUUACAAUGUCUGUACCAUAUUUUCUCGGCAAAAUUAUCGAUAUGUUACAAACAUAUAAACACGAUGAAUUACGCACUCGUUUGAAACAAAUGACAUUAGUUUUAGUCGGCGUUUUCGCUGUUGGCGCAGUAGCUAAUUUCGGACGGGUUUAUCUAAUCUUAACGACAUCACAGCGAAUCAUUAAGCGUAUACGUGAACAAUUGUUCAAUAGCAUCCUUCGAAAAGAAAUGGCGUUUUUUGAUAAGCAAAAAACAGGUGAAUUGGUUAACCGAUUGUCAUCCGAUACGGAAGUGAUGUCCAAUGCAGUAACACAGAAUAUCUCUGAUGGCCUUCGAGCGCUGACACAAUCCGCAGCUGGUGUUGGUUUGAUGUUUUAUAUUAGUCCGCAAUUAGCAUUAGUUGGCUUAACGACAGUGCCACCGUUAGCUGUUGGUGCCAUUCUUUUCGGAAGGUAUAUUAAAAGACUAUCGUCUAAAGUACAAGAUGCACUGGCUCAAGCAACUGACGUUGUUGAAGAACGUUUUUCCAAUAUCAGAACAGUAAAAGCUUUUUCUAAAGAAGAACAAGAAAUACAAUUAUACAACCAACGGAUUAGUGAUGUGUUGAAAUUGAAGUAUAAAGAAUCACUAGCUUACGGUGUGUUUUUUGGCAUGACUGGCUUAUCAGGAAAUUUAAUUGUGUUAAGUGUCUUCUACUUUGGCGGGGUAUCGAUGAGUCAAGAAUCGUUAACUAUUGGCGAUUUAUCAAGUUUUCUACUAUAUGCAUUUUGGGUUGGAAUAUCAAUCUCCGGUAUAUUUUCUUUCCAUUUGGAAUUGAUGAAAGGUGUUGGAGCUAGUCAAGCAGUAUGGUCGAUCUUGAACGAAAAUCACAAUGAAAAACUACCUUUUGUUGGUGAAAAUCAACGCACUAUUCAGGGAGAAGGAUUAACAUCAGCAUUGAUGCUUCGUGAUAUCAUAUUUGAUUCAGUAUCAUUUCGUUACCCAACUCGACCUGAUGUACUCGUGCUCGAUAAUCUAACGCUUCGUGUACCUGGUGGUCAAGUUUUAGCUAUUUGCGGUAGUUCAGGUUCAGGCAAAUCAACACUAGCUCAAUUACUAUUGCGCUUUUACGAACCUCAAUCAGGAAAAAUCUCAAUCGGUCAAAUUCCUAUUACUGACAUGCCACUACAAUGGUUACGUACAAACAUUGGAACAGUACCGCAAGAACCAGUUCUAUUUUCAUCGUCAAUAUAUGAGAAUAUCGCCUAUGGAUAUCCUGGUCCAUUAGAAAGUGCACAAGAGACGCUUCUCAAACCGAAAGUAUUAGAAGCAUCAAAUACAGCAAAUGCAAGUGGAUUCAUAGAACAAUUACCAGAGAAGUACAAUACAAAGGUUGGAGAACGAGGUGCCAUGCUUUCAGGUGGCCAAAAACAACGUGUUGCACUCAGUCGUGCUAUUCUACGAGAUCCAAGCAUUCUCGUAUUGGACGAAGCCACAUCAGCACUCGAUGCACAAUCGGAAUAUUUAGUUCAAGAAGCGCUAGAAAAGAUCAUGGUCAAUCGAACGGUUAUCAUCAUUGCACAUCGUCUGUCAACAAUAAUCAAAGCUGAUCAAAUUGCUGUCCUUGACAAAGGUCGUAUAGCUGAACAGGGCACCUAUGCUCAACUAAUGAACAUCGAAAAUGGUAUAUUUCGAAAACUAGUGGCUACACAAACCAUGGUUGAUGUAGAUGUGGGAGCAUAA